This is a messenger RNA of Schistosoma intercalatum, 1095 nucleotides long. The record is from the annotation of a GenBank genome assembly. NCBI's taxonomy places the organism in Eukaryota, Metazoa, Platyhelminthes, Trematoda, Strigeidida, Schistosomatidae.
AUGUAUAUUACAUCAUCAUCAUCAUCAUCAUCAUCAUCAUCAUCAUCAUCAUCAUCAUCAUCAUCAUCAUCAUCAUCAUCAUCAUCAUCAUCAUCAUCAUCAUCAUCAUCAUCAUCAUCAUCAUCAUCAUCAUCAUCAUCAUCAUCAUCAUCAUCAUCAUCAUCAUCAUCAUCAUCAUCAUCAUCAUCAUCAUCAUCAUCAUCAUCAUCAUCAUCAUCAUCAUCAUCAUCAUCAUCAUCAUCAUCAUCAUCAUCAUCAUCAUCAUCAUCAUCAUCAUCAUCAUCAUCAUCAUCAUCAUCAUCAUCAUCAUCAUCAUCAUCAUCAUCAUCAUCAUCAUCAUCAUCAUCAUCAUCAUCAUCAUCAUCAUCAUCAUCAUCAUCAUCAUCAUCAUCAUCAUCAUCAUCAUCAUCAUCAUCAUCAUCAUCAUCAUCAUCAUCAUCAUCAUCAUCAUCAUCAUCAUCAUCAUCAUCAUCAUCAUCAUCAUCAUCAUCAUCAUCAUCAUCAUCAUCAUCAUCAUCAUCAUCAUCAUCAUCAUCAUCAUCAUCAUCAUCAUCAUCAUCAUCAUCAUCAUCAUCAUCAUCAUCAUCAUCAUCAUCAUCAUCAUCAUCAUCAUCAUCAUCAUCAUCAUCAUCAUCAUCAUCAUCAUCAUCAUCAUCAUCAUCAUCAUCAUCAUCAUCAUCAUCAUCAUCAUCAUCAUCAUCAUCAUCAUCAUCAUCAUCAUCAUCAUCAUCAUCAUCAUCAUCAUCAUCAUCAUCAUCAUCAUCAUCAUCAUCAUCAUCAUCAUCAUCAUCAUCAUCAUCAUCAUCAUCAUCAUCAUCAUCAUCAUCAUCAUCAUCAUCAUCAUCAUCAUCAUCAUCAUCAUCAUCAUCAUCAUCAUCAUCAUCAUCAUCAUCAUCAUCAUCAUCAUCAUCAUCAUCAUCAUCAUCAUCAUCAUCAUCAUCAUCAUCAUCAUCAUCAUCAUCAUCAUCAUCAUCAUCAUCAUCAUCAUCAUCAUCAUCAUCAUCAUCAUCAUCAUCAUCAUCAUCAUCAUCAUCAUCAUCAUCAUCAUCAUCAUCAUCUUCAUCUUUUUUUAACAAUCACAAUCAUUAUAAAUAA